Molecule: messenger RNA, 1147 nt
Organism: Tachysurus fulvidraco (yellow catfish)
Lineage: Eukaryota; Metazoa; Chordata; Actinopteri; Siluriformes; Bagridae
Product: piggyBac transposable element-derived protein 4-like
Exons: 3
Coding region: 1-1047 (348 amino acids)
Source: RefSeq, a predicted model, not a curated record
AUGAACUUACAAGUACGAGAGAACGAGGCCAGAGAAGCUCAGACGAGAGAAGAGAUAGAGGCUCUGCUGAAAGAAAGGUUUGAAAUAAGGAGAAGAUUUCAGGCUGAUAAAGAUGGUUUGAUGCUCCAGCUUGAGGAAGAGAGAAGGAACACAGAGAAGGAGAUAGAGCGGUUUGACAAAAGGCAGAAAUCACUGAAGGCAGCUGGAGCAAACACUUAUAUUGCAACUAAACCUGACAUGUUUGGGAUCAAGUUUUGGGUGGCUGGCGACCUAAAAUCCAAGUACAUUUGUAAUGUCCUCCCAUAUCUUGGCAAGGACCCUAGUUGUCCCAGUGGAGAGAGACUGUCUGAAAAUGUAGUGAUGAGGCUGAUGGAACCAUUCCUAGACAAGGGCAGAAAUGUUACCAUGGACAAUUUCUUCACAUCGCUGUCACUUGCGCAUAAACUUCUUAGCCGGAAAACCACCAUCCUCUGCACAGUCAACAAGAUUCGCCGGGAAAUCCCUCAAUCCGCUAGACACACAGAUCGCAAUGAAUUCACCACUCAGGUGUUUUCAACCACUGCUGCUACGCUGACGGCGUAUGCGCCCAAACGGAAGAAGACCGUCUACAUUCUUAGCAGCAUGCACAGCGUGAUUCAGACUGAUAAUACCACCAAAAGGAAGCCAAACACUGUCACCCUUUACAACACCACAAAGUGCAGCGUGGAUGUGAUGGACCAGAUGGUGCAGGAGUACACUGUCCACACAGGGACACGGCGCUGGCCAGUUGCCGUGUUCCAUAACAUGAUUGACAUGGCAGCACUGAAUGCACAUGUGCUGUAUCAAGCAUGCACCGGAAGGCAGGAAAGACGGGUGGACUUCCUGGUGGAGCUUGCAAGAGAGUUGGCUAACUCUCGUAUGUGUGCGAAGAAGGCAAGAAAAGAACAAUUGCUUCGGACACAACCCUCCACACCUAGCCCUGGAAAAAGAGCGUCAGGUCAAACACCAAUGCAAGAACAAUCAUGCCACUGUGCGAUGUGUUCACUGCUACAGAUACACACGUGGUAAAUGCAGACGGGAGAUACCAUGGCAGUGCCAGGAUUGUGAGUGAUUGCUGGAAUGUACUCACUCACUUUUUAAUAUUAUUUGUAAAUAUGUGUACAAAUGG